This is a messenger RNA of Alosa sapidissima (American shad), 2119 nucleotides long. RefSeq names its product ubiquitin-conjugating enzyme E2G 1b (UBC7 homolog, yeast) (gene ube2g1b). The record is from RefSeq and is a predicted model, not a curated record. The coding region runs from base 193 to 702 and encodes 169 amino acids. NCBI's taxonomy places the organism in Eukaryota, Metazoa, Chordata, Actinopteri, Clupeiformes, Clupeidae. Gene Ontology annotation, biological process: protein polyubiquitination; proteasome-mediated ubiquitin-dependent protein catabolic process. The transcript is spliced from 6 exons. Gene Ontology annotation, molecular function: ubiquitin conjugating enzyme activity.
GGGCGCAUGCGGCAUGAGUAAUGUAACACCAACAGAAAAACAGCAGGGUACCAGAAAAAUCAGUGUGACAGGUGACGUUAGCUAACUUUAUUGUCUUAUAGGAACACUGUCCUGUAAGAUUCAGUUGGACAGUUACUGGUGUCCUUUUUUUCUUUCACCUGGAAGGCAACCGUGAAUAAAUCAUCCACGAUAAUGACCGAGCAAUCAGCUUUGCUGCUUCGUAAACAACUGGCAGAACUGAACAAGAAUCCAGUGGAGGGCUUCUCAGCUGGCCUCAUCGAUGAUGAUGACAUCUACCAGUGGGAAGUUGUCGUCAUUGGCCCUCAAGACACAAUGUUUGAAGGAGGAUUUUUUAAAGCACAUUUGACUUUUCCACACGACUAUCCUCUCCGUCCUCCGAAGAUGAAGUUUGUCACAGAACUCUGGCACCCAAAUGUGGCCAAAAAUGGUGAUGUGUGCAUCUCAAUCCUGCACGAGCCAGGAGAGGAUAAGUUUGGGUAUGAGAAACCAGAGGAACGUUGGCUGCCCAUCCAUACAGUCGAGACGAUCAUGAUCAGUGUGAUCUCUAUGCUGGCAGACCCUAACAGCGACUCGCCUGCUAACGUAGAUGCUGCUAAAGAGUGGCGGGAAGACCCCAAUGGCGAGUUCAAGAGAAAAGUGGCCCGCUGUGUGCGGAAGAGCCAGGAAAUGGCAUUUGACUAGGGUUUUUUACUACUGCUCAGAUAUUCCCAAGGCCCCCCACCCCUCGCUCCAAAAAAACAAAAAAAAAAGAGGAUGACUUGACGACCUGUCAUCCCUUAAGACUUUUGCACCUUGUCACUGGGAGAUGGAAUUUAAGCAAGCUACAUUUAAAACAAGGUCAUUUGGAUUUUUCCCCUGAAUGUUUGUUCCCCUAGCUUUUUAAAAAGUGUUUCCUCUUUAUUAUUUAUUGUGGGAUUUAGAUGAGAUGUAUUGCAUGCCCCUCCCCUCCCCGUUCUCCUGCCACUGAGCCAGUAUCUUACAAUACUAUACAAUUUCAGAGGUAUUUGAGGUUUUAGUUUUUGAAAUUCCAGUAACUACCAUAGCCCCCCUCCUCCUCUCCUGGAGAUAUCAAGAGUCAUGAUGCAAUAGUCUCCUAACAGAGGCUUGAUGCUCUCUCUGCUGCCUUAAUUUGUUUUUCUUGCAAGCAAGGAAUCCAGUGAUGUCAAAUCGAUGUCAGGAUGUUUCUUAUGGAUUGGUUUUGAAUCAGUUGUUUUGGACAAACCAAAAAUGUUAGAUAUUUGCUUGAGGGAUAGAGCAUAUUUUUUGUAUUACUGCAUAAUCUCAAAAGAAGUAUUUUUUGUGUAUGUAAAUAUGUGCUGUACCAUAGCAAUGUCAAUCAAUGUCUGAACACCCAGCCACACGCUUGUUUAAUAGUAAGCUGUAUCACAUUAAGACUAUUUUUAUUACCCCUCCGGUGGUUAAUACUGACCUUAGUCAGCCUGAUUUUAGUCUUCCACACAAGUCCUUUCUGAAGGGCAAUGGUAUUGUGGGAUUUGGGCUGGUUUUGCUAACAGGUUCUGUUUUUUUGUUGCCCUACCAUUGAACAAUGUUAUUUGUAGAACUCCUUUUCUUAUGAUACGCCUAUCUCAACUGCUUUGGUUUCUCAGUUUUCUCAAAUCGUUUUAGUUUUGUGUAAUCUAAUCAUGUAACUUCACACUGGUCCUCUAAUGUGCACAAUGAAGUGAAUUAAGUUCUUGUUAGAUUUACCUGCACCAAGUGUUUCCCUCCUAACUGUGUUGGUAAGCACUUUAUAAUGACAUUAAUUUGAUGAGUGAAUUCACUGGGGUGAAACUAUUUACAAGGGGUCCGAAAGCCCUUAAAAGCCCGCUGUGUGAUCAUGUGUUUCAUUAGAUUGAGGAUUUUUAAGAAGAUCUGUGUAUGCAUAACUGUCAGAUGAACCAGGUCGGUAAUGAAAGUUGGCAUCAAGCAAUAUAGAUGUUCCUCCUCAUUUAUAAAGGAUAUAGAACUCAAUACAGGUUGUGCAUACUGUGAAAAGCAUUCUUUCUAUAUAGUACUUCAGUUGUCAGCGUGUUUUGUGUUAUCAUUUUAGCAUCAAGUCAUUGUAAUUUAUGCCCAAUAAAUACAUAAAUAAAGAUUA